CUCGUUUUAAGAAAAAAAUAUGCUUUCCGUAGGUAGAAGGGAAAAAGUUUGUCUAAAGCUUUAUUUCUUCCCAAAAUAGAGCUUAGAAUCCUAAAUUGGACCGUAUUUUUUGCUAAGAGCAUGGAUCAGACAAGUUAAGCAAGCUAUGUGAAACGGAUCUGCCUGAAGAGUUUAUCUGGGCAAUUAUCUUCAGUCGGAGAAGGCCACAAAGGAGGCCAUCGUAAGACUCCAGUCACCCAGGAGAAGAUCCACCUCACAGAGAGUUUUUGUUCAGCUUCUACUAAGGUAUGGAUCCUACAUCAAUUAAAGAAGAGCUAAGCUGCCAUAAAGAAUCAGAGGGAGAACAAGCAACUGAAGACAGGGAGAAUUCUGACGAGGCAUCCAACUUGACAACACCUUUAUCCGCCCCAAACGGUAAGCAAAACAACGCCGCAAAAAGGCCGACUCAGUUGAACAGAUGUGAUUCUGUUGGAACAGAGAGCGAGUCUUCAUCCCGAACAAAUUCUCCGCAAAUGGAAAGACCUAGUUACAAACAGUCAAGAAAAGUUUCAAGUCAAUCUGAUCAGAAAACACCAAAUGGAUCAGAGUUUGAAGAGGAUGAGAAUGAAGAUCUAGAGGAAGGGAGAAAAAUCACAGUUGGUGUUUGUGCAAUGAAUAAAAAGACAUAUUCAAGACCAAUGAAACAGAUUCUUACAAGACUCAGAAAAAGUAACUUGCUUCAUUUUGAAGUAUUUCAAGAUGAGAUGAUAUUAAACGAGGAUGUUGAAAACUGGCCAAUUGUUGACUGCUUAAUUUCAUUCUACUCCACUGGAUUUCCUUUGCACAAAGCAAUAAAAUAUACUGAACUUCGAAAGCCAUUUCUUUUAAAUGACCUGGAGACCCAGUAUUUGCUUAUGGAUAGACGCAAAGUUUACGAGAUGCUCGUGGAUGCGGGUAUUCAAGUGCCUCGAUAUGCUGUUUUUAAUCGGGAUGAAAACAACAAACCAGCUGACAGCGAGAAUGACCUCAUUGAAUGUGAUGAUACUAUCGAAAUAAAUGGACAGAUAUUUACAAAGCCCUUCGUUGAAAAGCCAGUCAGUGCUGAAGAUCACAACAUUUAUAUCUACUACCCCCUGUCUGCAGGUGGUGGUUGUCAAAUAUUAUUCAGGAAAAUAGGGAGUAGAAGUAGUGUUUAUUCCUCUGAAAGCCGGGUGCGAAGGACUGGAUCUUACAUUUAUGAAGAAUACAUGGCUACUUCUGGAACUGAUGUAAAGGUGUACACAGUUGGAGAGGAAUACGCUCACUCAGAGGCAAGAAAGUCGCCGGCUCUUGAUGGGAAAGUGGAACGAGAUGCACAAGGAAAAGAAAUUAGGUACCCUGUUAUUCUCAGUGCAAGCGAGAAGUUAAUUGCUAAGCAAGUCUGUUCUAUUUUCAAGCAAACUGUGUGCGGAUUCGAUCUUCUCCGCUCAAAUGGCAAAUCGUAUGUGUGUGACGUCAAUGGUUUCAGCUUUGUUAAGACCUCCCAAAAAUACUACGACGACUGCUCUCAGAUAUUGGCGGACAUCAUAUUUCAGAACCUAGCCCCACAGCUAUGGAUACCUAAUCCACUUAUCUACCAGUUGUCUUCAUACGAGGAAGAGCCUGUUAUGACCACCGAAGGAACAAUGCUGGAAUUACGAUGCGUUGUAGCAAUCAUUCGGCAUGGGGAUAGAACACCUAAGCAGAAAAUGAAAAUGAUUGUUCAUCAUAAACUAUGGUUUGAUCUUUUCUACAAAUUCGGUGGACCGGAAGAGGGAAAGCUGAAGCUAAAAGCACCAAAGGAUCUGCAGGAAGUGCUCGAUAUAACACGCAACCUAUUGCGUGAAUCACAAGAAGGUGGAGAAAUACGCGAGAAUCCCGCAAAGUUAAUGCAGAUGAAGAGCGUCCUUGAGAUGUAUGGUCAUUUUUCUGGUAUCAAUAGAAAACUGCAAUUGAAGUCAUUGAAUGAUAAGCGAAAUAUCGACAUGAAAAAGAAAUUCAAAGGAAGGAACAAAGACUCUGACCCCCUGCAUGAUGAUUCCAACAACCCCACAUUGUUACUCAUACUCAAGUGGGGUGGAGAACUGACUCCAAUGGGAAAGAAGCAGGCAGAGGAGCUUGGACGGGCCUUUAGAUGCAUGUAUCCAGGGGGACAAGCCUAUGGCCUCUACAGUAAUCGCUACGGCGAGUAUGGGCUGAUACCUGGUUGUGGGUUUUUGCGCCUCCACAGCACAUAUAGGCAUGAUCUGAAAAUAUAUGCUUCUGAUGAAGGAAGAGUGCAAAUGACAGCAGCUGCUUUUGCUAAAGGCUUGCUACAGCUUGAAGGUGAACUGCCUCCAAUUCUCGCUUCGCUGGUGAAAAAUGAUAAAUAUGUCAAUGGAAUGCUGGACACUACUGCAGAUGUAUCUUUAAAGAUGCUACAUGUAAAAUCAGAGCUGCAUCAUAUUAUGCAUAUCGAAGACGACUUUACAGAAGAACAGAGACAGCAACUGGCACCAACCAAUGCAAAUUCGCUACUACGUGCUUUGAAUGGUAUCAAAAAUCCACAUUUGAUGUGUGAAAAGGUUUAUGACGGGGUGAAAUCAUUGACUGCCCAGAUCAGUGCGUUGUGUGAAAAGCCAGAUGUUGAUCCAAACGCUCCGAUCUUAUAUCACGAUGAAAGCAUUAGGCUUAUGGAGCAUCGCUGGCAGAAGCUCGAGAAGGAUUUCAAAAUGGGCGAUGGGAAAUAUGAUAUCAGCCUCAUACCAGAUAUCUAUGACUGUGUGAAAUAUGAUUACUUGCAUAACAGGUCAUUAGGUCUGAAGAACAUCCCUGAAUUGUUCGAGAUGUCAAAGUCUCUAGCAGACAUCGUUAUUCCUCAGGAGUAUGGCAUAACUAAGAAAGAGAAAUUAGACAUUUCAAAACAAGUUUGCAAUCGGUUGCUGAAGAAAAUAAGAGCAGAUUUGAAACACACGGUGGAUAAUGAAAAUGAAACAGUGCACAGAUUGGAUCCUAGAUAUUCAAAAGAUGUUGUCACUCCUCAUCGACACGUGAGAACGAGGUUGUACUUCACCAGUGAGAGUCACGUGCACUGUAUGCUAGCUGGCCUUCGUUAUGGCGAAGUUUGUGAUGAAAUCAAUGACGAGCAAUGGAAAAGAGCAUGUGACUACAUCGGUGAGGUCUCAGAGCUGAGUUAUCUCACGCAAAUAGUUUUGAUGCAGUAUGAAGAUCCGAUGGCAGAUCCACAUUCAGACAACAGAUUUCACGUGGAGCUCUAUUUCAGCCCUGGCCUAAAGACUCCUGAUCAGAUCAUAAAAAUUGGCAAAAGGAAGGCAGACACAAGGAGUGGGAGAAAUCAAUCGAAUUCAAAGACCGAAGAGGAUUAUGAUAAAAGAAGGGCCAAAGAAAAAUCUUCACACACAAGAACUAGGCGAUCUUCAGACGGAGACAACGACACCCAGUCAAUUGUGUCUGCAGUAGAGCAUCGCAUGCCAGUCACUGUUUUGCAAUACAACAAGGCAAUUACUAAAGGCCUAAGAUCUUCUCCGCCCCCUAUGAAGUUUCAAGGUCCUGCGAUGCCUCCUCCCUAUGUGCCAAAGUAUUCACUCAGAUCAAUCAAAUCAAUCGGCGGUAGUAGACAAUCCUCGUCUCAAGAAAAUCUCAGAACUUGCAGUGCACCGCUUACUUCCACGUCUCAAAGCUCAAUUUUUUCAACGCCUUCAUCCUUGCGAGCUAAAAAGAAUAUUGACCCAUUAAUGACGAGGAGUGUUGAACAGCAAAAUCCUGAUUUCGUCCCAGUAUUACCCCGGAGGAGAAAAAUGUCUGAGCCAAUCUUAACUCAGCCCUUCCGAAGCCAUGGUCUUCUUGACAUUGUAGAGACUGUACCUUCGCUUCACCCAUUGAUCAGUCUCCACAGUUCCAUAAGCAUGAAAAACAUGGAUUCCUACUUAGCACAAAUGACAUCGGAUUUAGAUGACGAUGAAAUAUUGAACAGUUCAGACUUGACCACAUCUCUCGAUCGAUCAAGGCUCAGUCAUCAAGAAUCGAUUCCUUAUUAGACGAGUGAAUUCUGUCGUGCAUGCUAGUUUUGCUUAAAAAUUAAGUAUUAUCGAUAAAAGAUUAAAUCUUCCCAUGUGAUCAAUAUAUAAUACUAUUAGCCCUUUCUCAUAUGUAAAUUUAGUUUGUUAUGUUGCAACCUCGUCCUGUGAAGAACGAGACAAGAAAAUAGUGUUAUCACUUACUAGAAACAGCUGACAUGCUUGUAUACUGUUAAACACACCUUCGUAGUUCCAUUUUUGAUCGGUGAGUUAGUCUCAAAUCAACAUUAAAACCAACGAAGACUAUCAAGCUUAACUUUAUAUCUGCCUUUGGUAUUGUUAGUUAAUUGUAUCUACUUUUCUUUCAAUCUGUUGGAAGGUAAUAACCUCUUGAUCUUGAUAACGGAACCUCCAAGGGAAGGAAGAAAAUGGUCCGAGAAGACGAAAUUUCGAGUAGUCGGGGGUUCGAAUGUAUUCGGAUAUGUUCAAGGGGAAUGCAGAAACAGUUCGAGUUUACGAAACGUACAGCUAUCGACGAUUCGAGUUAUCUGAAUCAAACACACUAUGUAGAUAUAUGAAUCUAUUGAAUCGAGAAUUACAAACGACUGACCCCUCUGUUUUUCGCCUGAGUAGAGAACGGCGUAGAAUUGUUAUAAAAUCUCGCAGAAGAUGGCAAUUCAACCAACAUAGUAUUCCGUACUAGCAAAGUCAAGUAUUAGAAAGAAUCGUAUUUUAAAUCCUUGUUUUGAAUGAUAUGUGGGGUUGUGUAAAUAUAUAAUUAUAUCGAAACGAAUAUUUUAUUGGCAAAUAGCAAGUCUUCAUCAUUGUAUCGUCAUUGCCUAUUUGUAGAAAAUAAAUGGAAUACAUGUAAUGAGAUAAUUCAGAGUCAGAUCUAGACAUGUUUGUGUUGCGUGCAUUGUGACUCAUAAUUACAAACGCCGUGUUUUACUGUCCCUAUACUGCUUCCUCCAGGCUUGAUCUCGAUUUUGCGACUCAACAGAGCCGUCGCUAUCAGUG
This is a messenger RNA of Rhopilema esculentum, 5030 nucleotides long. Its product is annotated as inositol hexakisphosphate and diphosphoinositol-pentakisphosphate kinase 2. The record is from RefSeq and is a predicted model, not a curated record. Gene Ontology annotation, molecular function: 5-diphosphoinositol pentakisphosphate 1-kinase activity; inositol hexakisphosphate kinase activity. Lineage: Eukaryota; Metazoa; Cnidaria; Scyphozoa; Rhizostomeae; Rhizostomatidae. Gene Ontology annotation, biological process: inositol metabolic process; inositol phosphate biosynthetic process. Gene Ontology annotation, cellular component: cytosol.